Messenger RNA from Iphiclides podalirius (scarce swallowtail), 483 nucleotides. The record is from the annotation of a GenBank genome assembly. Lineage: Eukaryota; Metazoa; Arthropoda; Insecta; Lepidoptera; Papilionidae.
AUGUUCACAAUAAAUAUUAUUGGGGUUCACGUCAACGGCGCGUCUUACAACGAUCGCACGCAGCCGGCGAAUGACUUGUUAGUUGGGAGCAAAACCGAGUCGUUCGCAGGCCAACAAGGAAUGCAGGGUCGAGAGUGCGGCGGCGGUCGCGCGGCCGACUUUAUUGCUCGCUUUAUUGGAAAACCACUCUUCCGCGUUCCACAACGCCCGUAUCUCCCCCGUUACGUGUCCAGCGUAAAAUGGGCACCGUACCGAAUCUACACCAGUCGGGAUCGCAUUACGAUAAGAACGUUGGAAUCUAUCUACAUCGAAAAGAAGACAUCUCAUCGAAUUUUCGCUCCUCAGACCACGUCGCGUGACGGAGCAGUCGGAAAACAAAUAAAUAUUCAAGAGAUCCGGUUGCUUACAAAACAAACUAUCGUGGGAAUUCAUUCGGCAUUGAGAGCGUGGGUGAAGAAGUCGCACAAGGCGCGAUCGGCGGAG